CAAGAGUCCAAGACAGGGAGGGUGGAGCACAGAAGAACAGCGGUGAAAACACGGAAGGCAAGGCAAGGAGGCACACGCUGCUCAGAAGCAAUGGGGCAUUAGAUGAAGGCGCGCUUUCCUGAGAAUCUGGGAGAAGAAUUGCUGGUGUCAGCAGCAUCAUUUCAGCCAGAUUAGGGAUGUGGACUUCGGAUUGCAAUUGCCUGCUCCGCUUUCCAGUCUUAAAUACUUCAAGUUGACAGAAGGGAAGGCAAGCUUGCUGCCAGGCAAAGCAAAGGGCUUUUACCGCAAAGAAUCUGUUGGCUUUUGUGCAUCCUUGAGAGAAAGCAGAUGCUGCUGAAUGAAGCACCCUUGCAAACGGUUGCUGUUUCCAGUCAAGGCGUAUUUUGAGCAGGCUGCUGAUGGGGAGUUUUGACUAGAUUAGUCUGACGCAGGCUUUGAAGAGCAGAUGCUAUUUGAUGGAGGCUCAAGAUUGUUUACAGCAAGACUAGUCAGGUAACUCUGCAGCAAUGAAGAGGUCCAAGGCAGGCACGCAGUGGUUCCUCACCUACCGGGACUUGGGGCCACCUAGCCUGCGCAAGGGCCGGAACGCUGAGCACAGUGGGGGUAAAGAGAGAAAGAGGAGGCCGCGGCCAGACUGGGAUGAAACUAUCCAUGAUCUGUCCCAGUACAAGCUGACUGAGGCAGAAAUAGAGGAGCGAAAGCAAGCGGUGGUUUCCAAGAACGCGGUGCGCGUGCCCCGCUCAGAUGUUGAGAAUUGGGUGCCCCAAUUUGGCUAUGAUGAGAGGGGCCGUUUCCACAGCUACAUCGCUCAGCCGAGGCUCAUCAGCGAGGAGAGCUCGCAGGGGGGCCAGAGACACCAGGAGAAGCCGCGGCCGUGGCGCCCGGGUGGCACGCCUAACUUUCUCGAACACCUGGAACAUUCCCGCAGUCCUCUCCGGCAGCCAAUGAGGGAGCGCCAGGUGGCAGACGACGAGGGUCAAGGGGAUUGGUCAGAAACUAAGGAAAGGGGGGAAGAGAAAGAACUUGCGCAGGCGUCGCAGCAAGAAACGGCAAAGGACGAGUCGGGACCGGCAGUAGGUGUGACGGGGGUUGUUGAUUUUGACGAGGAGGUGUCGAGGUUUGAGGCGAGGCAGCGGUUGAUUCAGAGCCUGGCGAAAAGAAAGAAGCGGGGGGAUGGCGGCAGUACGCAAUUCAUGUCAGAAACAGAGGCUUCUCAGGGGGAGGCUCGGAGGGGAGGGUCCGAAGAACGGGGCAGAGGGGGUUCCGACGGAAGCGGCAGAGGAGGGUCCGACGAGAGGAGCAGAGGGGGGAACGACGGAAGAGUCGGCAGGGGUGUUGACGAGGGGCUGUUGGGGGAGUUAGAAAGGGGCUUCCGGGACUUGGAGGCAAAGAUAGACAGCCAUGCAGUGGGCGGGUUGCGGGGCAGCGGUGCUGUGGGCCCAGUUGAGGAGCUUAGCGAAGCGGAGGGUCCCGGUUCCUCGGGAAUGGGGCGUGGGGGGUCUGUUAAGGAUAGGGAGGGGAAGGAGGGCACCGGAAUGGAAGAGCGUGCAGAGAGUCGAGGGGGGGAACAAGAGGGGGGGCAGAGACAUGACGUGGGGUCCCCUGUUGCUGGUGAAGAAGUUUCUGCAGCGGAGCGGGGUAGUUUAAGUGAGCAGAGCGGCUUUGCACCGAGAAGGGGAAGCACGCCAGCAGAUGAUCGGUCCGGCGCCGCGACGGACGGUUUAGAUCACUCGAGAGCUGCAGUGCCACAGUCCGACAGCGCAGUCGAACAUAGUGAACGUCCAGAGCAUCAAUCACAAGGUGAAACUCGAAGCGAAGUUGCUGCACCGGGGGGUACUGCCGCAGGCGUGGAAGUACUUCUCAGGCAAUAUGUUGCAGGGGGGCCGACAGAACCGAGCGGCGCAGCGGCGCACCGGUCGGUGGGUGCGCCUAUGGAUGCAGGAAAUGGAGACCGGCAAUCAGUCCCGGCUGGAAACGCCGCUCAUGGCAGUGACCCGGGGAGAGACCGGGGGAAUGAACCGGGGGAGAAACCGGAGCCUAAAGAGGCUGGUGCUGAGCCUGGGAAAGCGCCCGGGGGGACUGUCCCGGGGAGGCGGCCGGCUGUGGUGGAGCGGACGCCGUUUGAAGCAGGGAGGCCGAGUGCGUUGGCAGGCGUCUCGCCGGUGGAUACGAUGGCGCACUUGGAACGGCUCUCUCAGGGCUUGCAGACAUGCCUCGCUGAGAACCGGAGCUUGAAGUCCGACUUCGCUGAGUUUAAGGCCCAUGCCUCGACUAUUCUUACGGGGCUGCAGCUGCAUGUGCAAAAGCUCCUGGAAGUCCUGCCUCCCGGCGCGAGCCACGUGGCGCCUUCUCCUCCGCCGGUGGCAUCACCGUUCCGUUAUGAGAGCCGCUCAGCGGAACCGGGCCGGAAGUCGCCGGAAGCUUCGGCAAGCAAGCCAGAGUUUUUCGAAAUAAGCUUGCCAUCGUUCGACGAAGACCUGGUGGACUCCAUACCUCUGCCUUCGUACGCGGAGCUCCGGUCCCUACCGCUCGAGAAGCCCCCUCUGGUGCAGCGUCACCAGAGACGAUCGGAGGCAGUCCGCGUAUCUACGGGUUUGGCACCGGUGCCAAGGAGUCUUCCUGCCAUCCUGAAAACCUCGCUGCGGUCAUCCCAUGCAUCGAGGUAGUUGAUGCUUGAUAAGACCGCAAUAUCGUCGGCACGUUGCCGGUCAGUCGGAUGCGGCAUGUGGUGGUGGCCUCUUUACCAAUUUGAUUCUCGUAACAUUGCGAGCAAUUUCUUUACAUGGACGGGGGCCAUUUCGACAGCCCUGACGAGUCUUGUCUAUCUCGUUGUGUUGCUUGGGA
This is a messenger RNA of Klebsormidium nitens, 2844 nucleotides long. The record is from the annotation of a GenBank genome assembly. Lineage: Eukaryota; Viridiplantae; Streptophyta; Klebsormidiophyceae; Klebsormidiales; Klebsormidiaceae.